CAAAUAAUCUCCAGUCCAUUUCCUCCAGUGUCCCCUCCUCUUCCAAUUUCUAAAGCGAAAGACGCCACAGAUGGAGAAAACCUAGAGCAAGAUCUUUGUGCAUUUCUGAUAUCAAGAGCUUGUAGGAAUUCCACUCUGGCCAACUAUUUAUACUGGUAUGUUAUUGUAGAAUGUGAAGAUCAGGAUACUCAACAACGUGACCCAAAAACUCAUGAGAUGUAUUUGAAUGUGAUGAGGAGGUUUAGUCAAGCUCUGCUAAAGGGAGACAAAAAUGUGAGAGUUAUGCGCUCUCUUCUCGCUGCUCAACAGACAUUUGUGGAUCGACUAGUGCAUCUUAUGAAAGCUGUUCAACGAGAGAGUGGGAAUCGGAAGAAAAAGAUUGAAAGGUUGCAGACGUUAUUGGCAGACAACGAAAAAGUAAAUUUAUCAGAAAUUGAACCUAUACCUUUGCCUUUAGAGCCACAAGUUAAAAUCAGGGGUAUCAUCCCAGAAAAAGCAACAUUAUUUAAGAGUGCACUUAUGCCAGCAAAGUUGAUAUUUAAAACUGAAGAUGGAGGUAAAUAUCCUGUUAUAUUCAAACAUGGCGAUGAUCUCCGUCAGGAUCAGCUUAUUCUUCAGAUCAUCUCUCUUAUGGACAAGCUGUUACGGAAAGAAAAUCUUGAUUUGAAAUUGACGCCCUACAAGGUGUUGGCAACGAGUACCAAACAUGGUAAAAUAUUUAAAGAAUAUAAACAUAUAAAACAAUUAUUGUACCUGGCCUCUGGAUAUUGUGUGAUUACAUACAUCCUUGGAGUUGGGGACAGACAUUUGGAUAACCUCCUGCUGACAAAGACAGGGAAAUUAUUUCACAUAGACUUUGGAUAUAUUUUGGGUCGUGAUCCUAAACCUCUGCCACCUCCCAUGAAACUGAGUAAAGAGAUGGUAGAAGGGAUGGGUGGAAUGCAGAGUGAACAGUACCAAGAAUUCCGGAAACAAUGUUAUACUGCCUUUCUGCACCUGAGAAGAUAUUCUAAUCUCAUACUGAAUCUGUUCUCGCUAAUGGUAGAUGCCAAUAUUCCAGAUAUUGCUUUGGAACCUGACAAGACUGUGAAAAAGGUACAGGACAAAUUCCGCCUAGAUCUUUCUGAUGAAGAAGCAGUUCAUUACAUGCAGAGUUUGAUAGAUGAAAGUGUAGGUGCCUUGUUUGCUGCUGUGGUGGAACAGAUACACAAAUUUGCUCAGUACUGGAGAAGAUAAAUACUGUGUUUCUGGAGAGGCUGAACAUGCCAUGACCACUGAAUAAAAAUCACAUCUGUUGCAAGAUGUGAAGUUUGCUGCACAAGAACAAAUUAAACUGCGGUUCUUACCAUAAAUGAUUCAAUGCUAAGGAAAUACUCUGCACUACAAUUUGGACAGCAAAAUAAUUGAGUAUAUACCCAUUGUGCUAAUCUUUUCAGUGGUCAAUAGUGAGAGGACUGAACCAAGUGUUUAGCAACAUUCCAGGGAAAACUGUAGCAAAGUUAUUUUCUUACGCAGUUCUGGUGGAUUACUUGGUGACCAGUGGUGUAUAUUGUAACAAAUUGUAUUCUUUGCCACUUCUGCCAUUCAAUUCCAGUGAAAAAUACCAAAAAAGUUUAUUUUGUUUCAUUCAAGCUGUCACCAUGAAAAUGCUUGCACUAUGUUGAAACUGUUGAAUGCUGUUAUUGUCUGAAGUACCAUCUUUCAAUUUUGGUGCAAACUGUUUUACACAAUAAGUUAAUCUUUGUUUGAAAAUUCACAGUUAAAGACAAGCUUUUUUUUCUAUUAGAACAAAAUUGCAUUAUAGAAGUUUUUUAUGAAUAAAUAAUUUCAACAGUGCUGUAAAUAAAGCAAUAAAUGGCAUAAAAUUA
Molecule: messenger RNA, 1868 nt
Organism: Rhincodon typus (whale shark)
Lineage: Eukaryota; Metazoa; Chordata; Chondrichthyes; Orectolobiformes; Rhincodontidae
Product: phosphatidylinositol 3-kinase catalytic subunit type 3-like
Exons: 13
Coding region: 217-1236 (339 amino acids)
Biological process (GO): endocytosis; autophagy of peroxisome; phosphatidylinositol-3-phosphate biosynthetic process
Cellular component (GO): phosphatidylinositol 3-kinase complex, class III, type II; cytoplasm; peroxisome
Molecular function (GO): 1-phosphatidylinositol-3-kinase activity
Source: RefSeq, a predicted model, not a curated record